Aspergillus candidus is the source of this 1323-nucleotide messenger RNA. RefSeq lists its product as uncharacterized. The transcript has 5 exons. The record is from RefSeq and is a predicted model, not a curated record. Bases 1 to 1323 code for a protein of 440 amino acids. NCBI's taxonomy places the organism in Eukaryota, Fungi, Ascomycota, Eurotiomycetes, Eurotiales, Aspergillaceae.
AUGUACGUUGUGGCAAUCGGGACGACUUUCCUAUCGUUGACUGUCCUGUUCGUCUCCCUGCGGAUCUCUACGAGGGUUUUCUUCAUUCGCACCCUAGGGUGGGAUGACUUUUUCCUUGUUCUUUCCAUGGUAAGCUACCUCUACGUGGUCUCUCAAACCAUCAGACAACCGCUCAUGCUGGUCCAGAAUGGUCUAGGAAAGAAUGAAAGUACACUGAGUCCCAAAGCCAUUCAGCAACAAAUGAAGGCAUUAUAUAUCACGAUCCCGUUGUACAACUUGACCUUGAAUCUCACCAAAAUUUCCAUGGGCAUCCUCUACUUCCGCGCCUUCAAAACAAAGAUCUACCAACGAGUCUCGAUCGUCUACCUGACCUUCGUAGUAAUCACCGGACUCUGGGUGGUGUUGAGCACCAUUUUCUUCUGCACCCCGAUCCGCGGGUUCUGGGACAAGUCGAUCCACAGCUACUGCAUGCCCCAGAUGGUGAUCUGGUGUCUCAACGCCGCCAUCCAGAUCACCACUGACUUGCUCACUGUCAUUCUUCCUAUGCCGGCAUUGGCGCAGCUCCACCUAGCUCGACGCCAACGACUCGCCCUGAUCGUGAUAUUCGCUCUAGGACUCUUUGUCGUCGCAACAAGCUCACUCCGUCUUUGGCAAGUAAUUGAAUUUGUACGAGGGGUUGAUACAACCAAAGAAGGAAGCAGCGCCACCAACUGGUCCUUCAUCGAAUCCAGCGUCGCCAUAAUCUGCGCCUCGCUUCCCCCCCUCCGGCCCCUCAUAGCCCGCCUUUUCCCCCUCGCAACAUCAGAACAACAACCAGAAACCUCAAAUCAAGGCGACACUCAAACCGACAAAAACACAACCUCCAAACGAGACGGUCAACCCCCCACCUACGACCCCACACGCAGCUUCACAAACACCAAUACAAGCUACUCAGCCAGCGCAACGGGCAAUUGUCCCGAGAAUAGCGACCCCAAGCACAAGCACAAAGAUAGCAACAACAGCAAUGACACCAAAAAUACCAACAACACCAACACCACCACCACCACCAGCGCCAACACAAAAACCACCAUCACCAACGACGUCAACACCAAUACCGACAACGAAGACCCAGCCGGCCGCCACUCAGAUCCCACCAUGCCGCGCCGGCCAUCAGACGGCAUCCAAGUCGUGAAACGCAUCUUCUGGGACUCGGACUCCGCGCACAGCAAUGAUAUAGUUCCUCCGUUGGAGGGCGGGCAACAAUUUCAGCUGCAGCCUUAUCCUGGGGAUUCGCUGCCGGAGCCGCUGCCGCGGUCGUAUCAGUUGCCCGAGAUUGAGCCAUAG